Messenger RNA from Fusarium oxysporum Fo47, 3415 nucleotides. RefSeq names its product major facilitator superfamily domain-containing protein. Lineage: Eukaryota; Fungi; Ascomycota; Sordariomycetes; Hypocreales; Nectriaceae. Gene Ontology annotation, biological process: transmembrane transport; regulation of DNA-templated transcription. The record is from RefSeq and is a predicted model, not a curated record. Gene Ontology annotation, molecular function: DNA-binding transcription factor activity, RNA polymerase II-specific; transmembrane transporter activity; zinc ion binding. The transcript is spliced from 11 exons. The coding region runs from base 1 to 3390 and encodes 1129 amino acids.
AUGGCUUCUGAAGUAUUGACUGAAAGACCGGUGGCCUACCCAGCCGCCAUUGAAGUGAAUGAGAACACGCAACAAUCCAGGCCGACCUCCGCCUUGGAGAUAGAAGAACCUCACGAUGAUGAGGAGAACAUAGUAUAUCCCACUGGACCAAAGCUAUGGUCGACCAUGGCUUCAAUGGCAAUCGCAUGCUUCCUCAGUGGCCUUGACAUUACCAUUGUCGCUGUCGCUGUCCCAAGCAUCACAGACGAAUUCCAAACCAUCGCAGAUAUCGGAUGGUACUCGGCUGCAUACGGCAUGACCCUCAGCGCCUUUGUCUUCUUCUUCGGCCAAAUCUACACCCUCUUCUCCAUCAAAGCCGUCUUCCUAAUCGGCAUCACCACAUUCGAACUCGGCUCUCUAAUCUGCACCCUCGCACCAUCCUCUGCAAUCUUCAUCCUCGGCCGUGCAGUCAGUGGUUUAGGCCGCGGUGCCAUCAACGGCGGCUUGUUCAAACUCCUCCGUCAAUGUUUUCCACUGUCCAAACAGGCUAUCACUAAUAGUUUCUUUGGCUCCAUCCAGAGUGUUGGACUUAUCACUGCACCUACUAUUGGCGGCGCUUUGAUCGAUGCGUUUUCGUGGAGGGCUUGUUUUGGCGUUAAUUUGCCGCUGGGGGUUAUGUGUCUUGUCUUAACGGCUUAUGGAGUCCAUGAACAGCCUCCGCGUAAUGAUGCACCUGUUCUUACUCUGAAGGAGAAGGUAAAAAAGGUAGACUUCUUUGGUACGCUCUUGGCAGUACCAGCUAUUACCUUUCUGCUCAUGGCACUGCAAUGGGGCGGAACAAAGUUUGGCUGGGGAAGUUGGCAGAUUAUUCUUCCUCUUGUGGUUUGCGCUCUUCUAUUCGUGGCAUUUGGAUACUUGCAGUAUCGUCAAGGUGACAAUGCUCUCUUGCCGCCGAGGAUCUUGAAGCAAAGGAGCAUUAUUGCAGGAAUGUGGUAUGGUGCCUGCUGCGAGGGAGUCUUGGCUGUGACUGAGUACUACAUGUCCAUCUACUUCCAGGGCGUACGUGGGUAUACACCCACAAAGGCAGGGUUACUGGCACUUCCCAUGGUCGGAGGUCUGGCUAUCGCGUUCAUCAUCUCUGGCGUUGGAACUACAUGGAUUGGAUACUAUUACCCACCAGCAUUCAUGUUGGCGACGAGUGUCCUGACACCAAUAGCAUCCGGUCUCCUCACAACACUCGACCUCGAGGAACAAAUCGCCAAAGCCGUUGGCCUACUCACCUUCCUCGGCUUGGCAGUCGGUCUCGGUCUCCAAGGUCCCCAAGUAGCUCUCCAAGCCGUCCUCCCCAUCGAAGACGUAUCUCUGGGUGGUGCAGUCAUCACUUUCGGUUCGGGAAUGGGCUCUGCCUUGUGGAUUUGUGCUUCAGCGACAUUAUUCCAGGAUCGCUUGUCAAAGGAGAUCCAAGAUGCAGCACCGGGUACAAACACUACACAUAUCCAAGAAGCGGGUCUGUCGAAACUGAGAGAGUCAAUUGGGCCUGAUAGGUUGAAGAGCGUGUUGUCUGGCUACGAGAACGCUGUUGUUCAGACAUUACCUAUCAGGGCCGCCCCUGUGAAGGAGGGUACAACUCCCCCAAGGACUCUCCUCGAGCGAGCCGUGUCGAAGCGUUCAGGCAUCAUAAAGUCGGCAUGCUGGGAAUGUCGGAAACGAAAGGCCAAGUGCAAUGGAAAAAAACCAGUUUGCAUCAACUGCUCGAAAUACGACCGAGAAUGCGUAUACGACUCCGACAUCAUGGAAUCGCGGGUCAAGGGCUUACAGCAGGCGAACCAAAAGCUCGAAGACGAACUGGCAGCUGCAAAACUUUUGAUGAGACAGAUUGCCAAUGGCUCCGCUCAAUUGAGAAGUGCCGUGUCGGAAUUGCUGGAGGAAGAUAAACAACCAUCUGAGAUAACAGAGUUGUUGAAGAACGAUGAAAACGCGAAUGACAAGAUGGAUGAGGCGGAUAGCGGCCGGCUUUUGAGCACAUUAAAAGAUCCAAUACUACGCGAUGUUGCCAAUGGCACUUCUCAUUUAUUUCCGGUGGAGAAGUUCGAGCCUUUCAGUGCAGACAGCUCGAGCAUGAAGCAAGAAUCAUCGCCAGAUACUGACUCGUGCAUUGCCAUGGAGUCAGCAGCAGGGGUUACUUACACAGCAAACCCCUCCACGAUCUCUAAACCUAAUUACACAUCUACCGAGACGCUAAUCCAUGACACCCAAACAAGCACUCCAUCGUUUACAGACAGCGCCGAGAGCAUUCCAUUUUACUCGUCACAGCUGCCAUACUCCCAGUCAUCAAUUAUCUCGACGAAUAAUUCUCUGCCGGACGAGUUACCUACCUUGACUCACCAACCUGACAACGAAAGAAUCAUCGCCCAGCAGACAGAACACACGAGUUUGUUUUUCCAGCCGCUGUUUAACCAUAAUGAUUAUUAUCUCUCAACCUCGAUAACCACACCUGUGCCGCAAGAAACACAGGAUACAGACUCCGCGACCUUGCGUGUUGGUGACGAAUAUCCAGACAGCACACACGCCAAUUUCCCUGCCGAACCGAGGAAUCGAGUCCGCGUAGCAGAGGAGGAGCUUCAGGACAGAGAACUCAGAAUUUACCCUAAUUACGAAAACAAUUUUGGAAACCUUACGCUUUCGAAUAGUAUCAGAGCCAAUGGGUAUCCUCGACAUAUACAAGACGCCCAGAUACGCAAUAUCUUCGUGCCGAGUUGGGCUGCUACAACACUCAACACUGAACUGGACCCCGGGGAUAUGAGCAAUGCAUUCGGCGACAUAUAUCAAAAGACCACGAGCCUUCUCAGGAAAGGAGAGCCCUUCAACCGUGUGAUUGGAGACCAUCCAAAUAUUGCAGCGUUAUAUGACCAAGAUCAAUUUGACAGGUCGUGUUUGUUGUCGCAAUGGGCUGCUCGCAUGGUGCACAGCGUGAAAUGCCAGGGAUAUGACUUUACCUGUUUCGCAUCCAUGAAUGUUUUCUGGUACAUGAUGCGGUGGAUGAUUUACCCGUCACCUGAGACGUACGCUGCGAUGCCGGAAUGGAUCAGACCAACUACAAAUCAGCUCUUCACGCCCCACAUAAGUAUGGCUGACUUUGUCCUCUGGCCUGCAUUUCGCGAUCUCGUGGUGCAGUUCCCGCAGCUUCAGGAGCGCAUGGCGUGGUUGGCUGAUAUGUCUAUGUAUAUCCGGUGCGAGUGGCCGUAUGCGCUUGAAGAUGCAUUAAAACCAGAUCCAGUCAAUGGAACAAUUGAUCUAGUUGAUCUGGCCAAGGAGCAUAUUUGGAACUUGGGAUCUUGGUCUGUUGGACCGUCGUUUAGAAAAUUCGUCGCAAACGCGGAUGCAUACCUUCAGAUUAGAAAUGGGCAAUGAAUAAAUCAUUAACUCAAGCGAUAAG